AUGUUAAGGUUAGGGUUUUGUCUUGUUAAAUUUCCCGAGAUUUAAUUCAUCUCGGGUGCUGCUAUAUUCUGUGAUUCCGAGCUCCUUGAUAGGGGUUUAGAAUGCUCCCUCGAAGGCAGCCAUUCCAUUCCAUUGCCGGGAGGGUGCACCUGCUGGAACAAGAUUCUCCGUAACAACUGGAUAAAAAGGCAUGCUGUGCAUACUCUCAGAAAAUUGGGUAUAUUCUGGAUUGGCCAGAUCCCGUGGAGUUGUAUUCCCACACAAUAAUUUGCUAAAAUAUAAUCUGGGUUGCAGACAAUUUAACAGGUCUAUCCUCAGGAAAAUACCACGGGUUUCUCUGAUUGAAAUGAGCACAGGAAGAAUAUGCACCAUUAAGGUUUUUAGCUCAAUUCAGCUACAUGGGUUUCAAGCUGAAGAGCAUGCGGAUUCUGAAAUGUCAGGUUCAUCGGAUGAAGAAAUAGAUUAUAUUUCUGAUGGUGAUUCGAUAGAGGAUAUUGAAGGGGAAUGGAGUGCUGAUCAAUUGGAUACAAUUGCUUCACUCUUCCGAAGCCCAACACCCCCAAAAUCAAGAAGUCAAAUGAAAGAAAGGUACCUUCCUCUUCCCAUGCCUCAUAAAAUUAGGCCUACAGGUGUUCCUCAAUCUAAGAGAGCUUUCAGGUCACCCAAUCCUUUGCACAAGGUCUACAAAAACCCACAGUUUCUGAUAAACCUUGCUAGAGAAAUCAGAGAUCUUUCUCCAGAGGAAGAGGUAUCAAAAGUCCUAGAUAAAUGGGAGUGUGUCCUUAGAAAGGGUUCACUGUCCUUAACCAUUCGGGAGCUUGGGCACAUGGGUUUGCCUCAAAGAGCUCUCCAGACAUUCUGUUGGGCUCAGAAAUGCCCAAAACAUUACCCAGAUGAUAGGAUUCUAGGUUCUAUCCUGCAGGUUCUUGCUCGAGCCGGUGAACUGAAGACACCCUUUGACUUAAAGAGCACCUUAACUUCAUGCAAUAAGAAUACCCUUGAGUCUAUUGCUAGAGGUUAUAUCAAGUCAGGCCAAUGCAGGCAAGCCAGAGAGGUUUUACUGGCUGCAAGGGAUUCGUUAUUUAAGCUUGAUGAUGGUAUUCAUGCCAAGCUCAUUGUUCAGGCUUCCAAAUCCAGAAGAUGGCAUAACUUAGCAGGUAAACUCAUAGAAGAGCUUGGAAUGAGAGAUGAGUUGAAAUUGGAAAUACAGGACUGCACUGCUGUUAUGAAGGGUUGUAUCAGACUUGGAAUGUAUGAAGCAGUGGAGAGCCUUUUCUUUUGGUGGAAGGAAUCAGGUCAUAGACCAAAUGUUGUCAUGUACACUACCAUAAUGCAUAGUAGAUACUGUAGUGGCAAAUUCAGGGAGGCCUUUGCACUUGUGUGGGAAAUGGAAGAAUCGAAUUGCUUGCUUGAUCUACCAGCCUAUCGAGUGAUAAUCCGGUUGUGUGCUGAGCUGGGUGAUCUGUCAAGAGCUGCAAGAUAUUUUUGUAAAAUGAAAGAUGCAUGUUUCGUGCCCACUCGUGAUAUUUACAGUAAUUUAAUUGCGCUAUACUUCAAAUCAGGAAGAGUGGUGAAAUGCAGAGAACUUUUGAAGGAAAUGGAAAGAGUAGGCAUCCAACCAAACCUUGAGAUCCUUCAACAUAGAUUUGAAAGUUGGUCUGAAAGUGAGAAUCCUCUCUUCCAUGUAAAAAAUGAAAAUUCUGAAACAAUGUUUUAAAUUGUCAGUUUGCUUAUUUCCAGAUUUUUUUUAGAUUGACACAUUCAAAGAAAAUUUAACCUUACCUGGUUAAUAAUAGUAUCUGGCAUGUGUAAUAUCUUGUCAAAAAAUUUCUGUUCAAAGCUGGUAAAUUCUGUUUUCUUUUAUGAUUC
Molecule: messenger RNA, 1869 nt
Organism: Cryptomeria japonica (Japanese cedar)
Lineage: Eukaryota; Viridiplantae; Streptophyta; Pinopsida; Cupressales; Cupressaceae
Product: pentatricopeptide repeat-containing protein At2g01860
Exons: 1
Coding region: 191-1717 (508 amino acids)
Molecular function (GO): protein binding
Source: RefSeq, a predicted model, not a curated record